This is a messenger RNA of Sabethes cyaneus, 709 nucleotides long. Its product is annotated as mitochondrial transcription rescue factor 1. The transcript has 2 exons. Lineage: Eukaryota; Metazoa; Arthropoda; Insecta; Diptera; Culicidae. The record is from RefSeq and is a predicted model, not a curated record. Bases 16 to 663 code for a protein of 215 amino acids.
AACCUUUGUGAUAUAAUGUCGCUUAUAAUUAAAAAUCGUUUAAAUCAAAGCGUUUUUAGACUUUUAAAAACAUACCUUCCUCAAGCAUCGUACUGCUCCCUGGAAAGGACAUCCCGGUAUUUAAACUCACACGAAGAAGUUCCUGUUAGGGCGCCUACCACAGCGCUGCACAACCAUUGCUACACCGUCCAGCAAGUGCGAUGGAAAUCGAAAAAAUCAAACCGGAAGGAUCGCAGCCAACGGGCGAAAGAUGACGACGAUGAUGAAGACUCCGAUGAGGAUCGGCAGGAUGAUUUCGAAGAACUGGCAAAUGACAAGCACACGAGGCUAAUCAAAAUCAGCCUGCCCUCUAUGAGGGCCGAUUUGGUUGUUAAGGCCGGACUGGGAAUUGCUAGAAACAAAGUGGAUGCGUUGUUUUACGACAGCAACAUUCGCGUCAACGGGCAAAAGCUGCUGAAGAAAAGUACCAUGCUGGAUGCCGGUGACGAGGUUGACGUCGUAAAGGGUGUCAGCCCUACCAAUCCGGAUCAUCUGAUUGUAUCCCGCGUGGAAAUCCUCGAUGUUACGCCCAAAAUCGAAACCAUUUCCGUCGUCAUGCGGCGACACAAGUCGCUGAUCAUUGAAAACUACGAGUCGGACUCGGUCAACACCGGUGAUAAGUAAGCGAAUAGCAUCUUGUUCUUAGUGAGGAUAUACAGUUUAUUGUCGA